UUUCUCUCUGCUAAUUCUUCCCAUUCUUCUCUCAUACUGUAAAUCAUCCGAGCCUGAGAACCAGGAAGCCAUCUGCAAACUGGAAUGAAAAGCCAUGUUUUCUCCAGCUCUAAUGAGGUGCUCGUCUUUAUCUUCUCAUCUAUUCAAACCCAAAACCUACUCUUCUUUUUCUUCUUCUGUAGAUAAGUACAGACCGUGGUCAGGUCUCCAGAACUGGAGAGAGAGCCCGCUCAAUGAGAACCGUUUUUGGGGACCCAGUGGCCCUGAACCUGUACCAGAGUCGCCUCUCCAUCCAAACGACCACAGUGACGACCCAAUUUCGUCUGCCUCGUCUCUUGCGGAGCUUGGUGCUGUGGUUCUCUCCACCAGUGAUCCUCUCGCCAAGUCCAAGCUUUCUCAUUUGGCUUUCUCUCGGUGGCGGAACGAGAAUUUGCCUAUUGGGGUCUUUGACCCGCCUUCCAGACCCGCUCGCCCUCCUAAACCUAUCUUGGUGUCGCCAAAGGAAAUUCCUGCUCCCAAAAACUCAGGCCUGCCUCUUAAUGCUUAUAUGCUUCAUAAUCUUGCUCAUGUGGAGCUAAAUGCAAUUGAUUUGGCAUGGGAUACUGUAGUUCGGUUUUCUCCCUUCUCUGAGAUUCUUGGCAAGGGUUUUUUUGCUGAUUUUGCUCAUGUUGCUGAUGAUGAGAGUCGCCAUUUUGCAUGGUGUUCGCAGCGACUUGUGGAGCUUGGUUUCACCUACGGAGAUAUGCCUGCUCAUAACUUGCUUUGGAGGGAGUGCGAAAAAUCAUCUGAUAAUGUUGCUGCACGUUUGGCAGUCAUUCCACUAGUCCAGGAGGCUAGAGGACUUGAUGCUGGGCCACGCUUGGUGCAAAAAUUAGUCGGAUUUGGUGAUAAUAGGACCUCUAAAAUCGUGUCUAGGAUUGCUGAUGAAGAAGUUGCCCAUGUUGCUGUUGGAAUUUGGUGGUUUGUCUCAGUUUGUAAUACAAUGGGUCGAGCCCCUUGCUCCACAUUUAAAGACUUGCUUAAAGAGUAUGAUGUUGAGUUAAAAGGGCCAUUUAAUUACUCCGCUCGAGACGAGGCUGGCAUUCCUCGAGACUGGUAUGACCUAUCGCAUGCAAAUAAACAGGAUGAAAGAAGGAAAGAGGAUACAAAUGAGCAGUUUUCUGCGGUUUAUGAUAGGCUUGCUUGCAUCAUUUCAAUGGAAUGUGAGAAUUCAAGUUUAGAAAAUCCCCCUAGAUGUAGAUGAUAAUCAAUUAAUGGCAGCAGAGGAAAUUUCACUUUUGGCAUUCAGGUCAGGUGAGUCUCAGCAAUUUGGAGCAGCAGCCUCAUUGAAGAUUGAUUGAUCAUGUGAUGUUCUUAGCUGGUAUAAUUUCUUGUUUCUUUAGUUCUAUCAGCUGUAUAGUUUGAGUAUCAAGUGUCUAUUAAUAAUAUAUAUUUACAUAA
Molecule: messenger RNA, 1440 nt
Organism: Carica papaya (papaya)
Lineage: Eukaryota; Viridiplantae; Streptophyta; Magnoliopsida; Brassicales; Caricaceae
Product: diiron containing four-helix bundle family ferritin protein, putative (Protein of unknown function DUF455)
Source: RefSeq, a predicted model, not a curated record